Messenger RNA from Rhinolophus ferrumequinum (greater horseshoe bat), 2467 nucleotides. It is a transcript of the gene SPMAP2L, whose product is annotated as theg spermatid protein like. Lineage: Eukaryota; Metazoa; Chordata; Mammalia; Chiroptera; Rhinolophidae. The transcript is spliced from 9 exons. The coding region runs from base 292 to 1482 and encodes 396 amino acids. The record is from RefSeq and is a predicted model, not a curated record.
UCCCGCGGGGCAGAGGGCGGGCUAGAGCCAGUGCGGGGGAACCUCCAUCCCCCUCCCAUCGUGCAGAAGGCCACUAGCUCCCUGGCGGCCCGCAGCGCGGGUCGGCGCCCCACGCAGCCGGAGUUUUCCGGGCACCCAUGGAGAGCCAAGAGUGUUGGGGUUCAUCCCUGCUGUCCGAUUUUCACGACACGACAGAAAGAUCCGCUUACCCCAAAGCCCUCCACAAGCCCUUGGUAGUCAGGAUCUACAACGUGCACAAGCCUGAGGAGGAGCCUGACGAAGCCGAAGAACAUGGCCAGCGAGACGAGUGCGAGGGAACCCGGGAGCUCCACGAAGCCUAUGAGCCCCACAAACCCUCCGAGCCCCGCACUCAUACGCCCCAGGAGCCCUACGCACCCUAGCCCCAAGCCCCCCAGCGAGCCGCACAAGCUUCAUGCGUCGCGUGAGCCCCAGGUGCCCCAUGCUGCCCACAAGGCCCACAAGGCCCACAAAGCCAAGCUGCUUCCCCACGCCGUGGUCCUCUCCCCAUCUCUGAUGACCAGAUUUCUGCCACGGAUUCCUCAGUGUUCCCUGAGCGAUCCUGGUCCCUGUGACUUUGUAAGGAAUUGUUUUUUUUCUAGGAAGAGACUGCAGGAUCUUUCUAGGCCUAAAAAACAAUGGGGAAACCCAGAUAGAGGACUGUGUUGGGGAAAUCAAGAUCCUAUUCGCCCUAUUUCCCAGAGUGUUUUGAAGGCUCAGCUGAACAAAAGAUUAGAGAACCUUGCCAAGCCCAAGGAAGUCUACCAAUAUGUACCUAACAGGUUAAUGUUGGCUCAAUAUUAUUACAGCUGUGGUAGAGAGUCUGUAAUCUGGGAGAUCCCUUCUCCUGUACUGCUUAGAAAACCUUCCCAAAGGAUGCAGAAGCUGGCACAGCCCAACAGAUUCAAGAAAGAGCAUCUAAUAGAUAGGUCCUUCAGUGAUCACUUAAAAGAUUCUCUUCAAAUCUUUGCUCCUUCUCCCCGGAUAUUACAACUCGCAAAAGCCAAAGGCACAAAUCCAAACUAUGUUCCUCCCAAAAGUGUUGAAACCAACAUUCCAAUUUCUGUCCUGAGUGCUGUUGCAACUCCAAGAAUUAUAGACCUUGCUCCUCCAAGGAUCAAGAUAGAGGGUCUGUGCUAUCCAACAGAAAUAAGUGAAAAACCCAUCCGUCCUGUUUCCCAAGCUGCCUUGCUAGCCAAACCUAGCCCUCGGAUAAUAGCUCUAGCUAAGGCCAAGUCUCUUCAUCAAGAUUAUUUACCUGCUUGUGAACCCUACUGGCGAGUGUCUUCUGCUGCUAUCCAUUAUAAAACAUCUCCCAGAAUUCAAGAACUAGCUAAUCCAAACACAAGGACUCCUGUGCAUAUUCUAUACUACGAUCCAGAGGUCUUUAACGUCAAGCCAGCUGCUUUGAAAUCACAAUGUUCUCAGAGGAUCCAGGAGUUGGCAGAACCUAUUAUUCGUUAAAUACAGAAAGCCACAUCAAACUCUAGUUAUGUAUCCAGAAGACAUAUUAGAUAUCUUAGUUCCCUACUCUGAUACCGUCAGCUUGUAUUCCUCCCCAAACUGCAAAAACAUAUGAGCCCUCCGGGGAACACACUGUGACCAUCAGUGAGCUGCUGUUACCUGAAUCAUGUGUUCAGCAGGUGUGGGGACUCCAGCAUGCAAUAAAAGAGAAAAGAUAGUCUGCCUUAUCCUUACUAUGUCUCACAAGCAUCUUGGUGGUCGCAGUGCUGUGACUGACCUGAAGAAACACUCUUCCUGAUAUUUGCCAGUUUUGCUUUUCUUGUCCUGGUGAGAUCCGUGCUCCCCAAGAGCUGCUCUUGCCCCAAUCCCUUCCUUAAUAAGUCCUGAGAAUUGGAAACAUUCUUUGUGUUACUUUUCCAACCUCCCCUCAUUCCCAAGAAAGAACACUGAAAUAGUGAAGCUGUUUUGGGUAAAUUGAAAAGCUUUUUAUAAUCUCUAAACGAAAUUUAAGGAACAGGUUCCCUUAAAUGAUCACACCUUCCAUUCCUUCACUCACCCUCAAUGUCAUUUAUUAUGAAUAACAGAAAAGGCCAGGCAUUGGGUGAGCAUUAUAAUUCUCUGUCAAAUUUCAUCUGCCCAGACUUUUCAUUUAGUUUGUUUUAUUCUCUCCAUGGAUAAAUAUUUUACAAAUUAAACUAACUUUUAUGGCAUAUCUAGAUUUACAUGAAAAUGAACUUAUUUGAAAACCAAUUUUACAGACGAAUGGCUCUAUCUCUAAGGCUUUUGUGUUAAGGAGAUAACUAGUGUUAUGGAGAGACAAUAUCAUACAGUAGUUUUGAACUUGAGUUUUGGAAUCAGACAGACCUGGGUUUGUAUCCCCCAUGGAUUAUUUACUAAGUAUGUGAUUUUGAACAAAUUCCCUAACUCCUUGUGCCUCAGUUUCUUUAUGUGUAAAGUGGGUUCCUACUGCAUUACUGUAGAUUAA